This is a messenger RNA of Lycium ferocissimum, 1265 nucleotides long. Its product is annotated as OVARIAN TUMOR DOMAIN-containing deubiquitinating enzyme 1. The transcript has 9 exons. The record is from RefSeq and is a predicted model, not a curated record. Bases 218 to 1126 code for a protein of 302 amino acids. Gene Ontology annotation, biological process: protein K48-linked deubiquitination. Gene Ontology annotation, molecular function: cysteine-type deubiquitinase activity; ubiquitin binding. NCBI's taxonomy places the organism in Eukaryota, Viridiplantae, Streptophyta, Magnoliopsida, Solanales, Solanaceae. Gene Ontology annotation, cellular component: nucleus.
GGUACCACUUGUGUCACUUUCUCUUCUCUUUCUAAAUAAUUAAUUUAAUCAGUAGUAGUAACUAGUCCUCCUUUUCCUUCAGUUCAACCAAAACAGGAGGUGUGAAUUUUGCAGUGGAUGCCUAAUCUGAGGUAAGGCCUGUUCAACAUAAGUAUUGUACAGCAAGGUUGUUCAUUAAGAAAGAAUCAAUAUUCAUCUCCAUCAUACCAACCAAAAGAUGCAGGAUCAGGAAGGGGACGCGGUGGAUACCGCAAAAGAAACAUUGAUGUCUGCGCAAGAAACAUCAAAAGAUGAUGAGUGGACAAAAAUUAGGGAUGAUGAUAUUAUGCAACAACACUCUGCUAUCCAGGCUGAAGAAGCUUUAAAAGUUCCAUUUGUUGGUGAUAAGGAACCUGUGUCUUCAUUACAAGCUGAAUAUCAAUCGGGAAGUCCAAUUUUGCUGCAGAAGAUAAAGGUGCUGAGUGAACAAUGUGCUGCCAUUAGAAGAACACGUGGAGAUGGGAAUUGCUUUUUCCGCAGUUUUAUGUUUGCUUACCUUGAACAUAUUCUGAAUUCACAAGAUCAAGCUGAAGUUCAGCGCGUCAAAGCCAAUAUUGAGGAAUGCAAAAAGACACUUCUAAGUUUGGGCUAUGCAGAAUUCACUUUUGAAGACUUUUUCGCGUUAUUCAUCGAGCAACUUGAAAGUGUUCUUCAAGGUAGCGAAGAUUCCAUAAGUCAUGAUGAACUCCUCCAGAGAAGUCGUGAUCCGUCAGUUUCUGACUAUGUUGUAAUGUUCCUCAGAUUUGUAACCUCCGGUGAAAUAAGGAAACGCUCCGGGUUUUUUGAACCAUUUAUACUAGGACUAACAAAUUCCUCAGUGGAGCAGUUUUGCAAGUCAUCAGUGGAACCAAUGGGAGAAGAAAGCGACCAUGUGCAUAUUACGGCUUUGUCAGAUGCAUUAGGGGUACCAGUGCGAGUCGUAUAUCUUGACCGGAGCUCGUGCGAGAACAGCAGCAUUAACCUAAAUCACCAUGACUUUAUUCCCACAUGUGGUAAUGUGGGGAACAAUGGUGAUUCCGAGACCAUAAAUCCGUUUAUUACCUUGCUAUACCGACCAGGGCAUUACGACGUUCUGUACCCCAAGUGAUGCAAUUCAACCAGCACUUCAUAGCCUGCUUUUUUUUCUUCUUUUUUUAAAAUUAAAUUUGUGCAAACAUUUUGUUAACUGGAAAACUUGGCUCCUUGACGUUUCUUGUGAUUAAUUGCAUACAGAGACGCUUUUCUCC